Messenger RNA from Ostrea edulis (European flat oyster), 4561 nucleotides. Its product is annotated as serine/threonine-protein phosphatase 2A regulatory subunit B'' subunit gamma-like. The transcript has 14 exons. Bases 435 to 1574 code for a protein of 379 amino acids. NCBI's taxonomy places the organism in Eukaryota, Metazoa, Mollusca, Bivalvia, Ostreida, Ostreidae. The record is from RefSeq and is a predicted model, not a curated record. Gene Ontology annotation, cellular component: spindle; centrosome. Gene Ontology annotation, biological process: B cell homeostasis; positive regulation of B cell differentiation; cortical cytoskeleton organization.
AAUGGACCAAUGAGAUGCAUGGACAUGAAAUAAGCGAGGGAAUGAAAAUAGAAUAUGGAUGUGGUCAGUGGUGGAGUGGUCAAACGGCAAUUUGACGAUAAAAUGAAGCCAUUUUAGAUAAGACUUUCACAUUAAAAUGACUCUGACAGCCCUUGAAAGAAAGGUUGAAAUGGAAUUGAAAAAAGCUUUGAGAAAAUUCGUGGAGAAUCAGAAAAUUAUGCCUGCAUGGAUUCAUUUAUUCAUUUGAAGUUUCAGAGUGGCAAACUACAGAUCAAGUUGGAAUAUUUCAAAAGAAAACAUCUUGUCCUCGUGAGACUAAAGAUGAGGAAACUGCUUUGUUUACUGAGUAUUACACUGAAUGGAAAGGUAUCGACAAAAGCUUAAAAAAUGAACCAGUCCUAUAUGUAAAGCUUCCAUCAGAAGAUGAGCCAUUGAUGCUGAAACUAAGGGAAGAGUCCAGGGCUGUGUUUUUACAGAGAAGAAGUAGAGAGUUGCUGGACAACGAUGAGUUACAGAGAUUAUGGUUCCUGCUUGACCAGCACCACACUCCUCCUAUUGUUGGAGAGGAUCAAAUGAUUAAUUAUGAGGAUUUCCUCAAAGUAGGAGAGGAAGCUGGUCAAAAGUGCAAGCAGUUUUUCACAGCCUCCGUGUUCACCAAGCUCUUACAAAUGGACCCGUAUGGAAGGAUCUCAAUAAUGCAGUUCUUUAACUAUGUGAUGAGGAAGGUGUGGCUUCAUCAGACUAGAAUUGGGCUGUCUUUGUAUGAUGUGGCCGGUCAGGGAUAUCUUAAGGAAUCGGAUUUAGAAAAUUACAUUUUAGAACUGAUUCCAACACUCCCACAGCUGAAUGGAUUAGAGAAAUCUUUCUACUCUUUUUAUGUAUGUACUGCUGUGAGAAAGUUUUUCUUUUUCCUGGAUCCCAUGAGGACUGGUCGAAUCAAAAUUCAAGAUAUUCUGGCUUGCAGCUUCUUGGAUGAUUUACUUGAGCUUAGAGAUGAGGAUUUGUCCACAGAGAUGCAGCAAUCAAACUGGUUUUCUGCUCCCUCUGCGUUAAGGGUCUACGGACAGUAUCUUAAUCUGGACAAAGAUCACAAUGGCAUGCUCAGUAAAGAAGAGCUGGCAAGAUAUGGAACAGGUACCCUGACACAAGUGUUCCUAGAUCGUGUAUUUCAAGAGUGCCUGACAUAUGAAGGAGAAAUGGAUUACAAGACGUACCUGGACUUUGUCCUUGCCCUGGAGAAUCGUCGGGAGCCUCAGUCCUUGAGAUACCUCUUCAGAAUCAUUGAUGUCAAACAUGUGGGAUUUCUGAAUGUCUUUUCUCUGAAUUUUUUCUUCAGAGCUAUACAAGAACAAAUGAAAAUCCAUGGCCAGGAACCAGUUUCUUUCCAUGAUGUGAAAGAUGAAAUAUUUGACAUGGUCAAACCCAGAGAUCCUCUACAUAUUACACUUCAAGAUCUUAUCAAUUGUGGGAAAGGGGACACUGUUGUGAGUAUACUCAUAGACUUAAAUGACUUCUGGACAUAUGAAAACAGAGAGUAUCUGGUACCAGAAUCUAGUGAGGAAUCGGAGAUUUAAACUGUCAAAGUUUGUGCCUAGUCUCUUCUGAUCGUCUCCCCUGCCAUUGUGUCCAUUUUCACACAUCAGGAGGAAGUGUUUUAUGCUUCCUUCCAGACAUUGCAAUUCAGAUGUUUUUUGGUCCCAUUCAUAACUGUCUCAUUACAUAUAUUCACUGUGGUUUAUAGAUAAUGCAUGUAUCAGAUGAAUUUACUGACACACUGUAUACAGGGAAACAUUCGUCACUGUUUUAUUUUCACCCUUUUGCCCUCGCCAGUGGGCAAAUUUAUGACUGAGCGAGGCUCUUAUCUCUCAUUUAACACAACUAUGUUUGGGCGAAUGAAAAAUGGGGCAAAACCGUCUGCUUGUAUAUACAGGCGAAAAUAACAUUAGGUGAAAAUACCCCUAUAUACAGUAGCAUGUUUCUAUUUAAUUUUUUUAAUUUCCGUCCGUUAUACACGUACUAGAUUUUCCAUUGUAUACAAUAUUUUAAUGACUUGUUCCCUAAGGUUAGGUUAGUUUGCUCUCAUGUUAUCGACACCUGUGUAUCCGAUUUUACAUCAAAUACACACAUAUAGAUCAUAUACAUGUAUAAGGGGGACAAAAUAGGUUUUUAGUGUAAUAUAUUAAUUUUCAGCUCUUGGGCAUUUUUACAUACCACAUACCCCACAAACAGUCUGAUUUAGAAGAAUUUAGUCAGAGGUGAUUCUUCAACCUCCCCUUCUUAACAACAGUAUUAUGUCAUCACAUUCAUAAUUCAAGCAUUUCAUAUUCCCUUAUGUUCAGAUGCCAAAUAUUUCAUGCCAAGAAUCAAAAAGAUUUUCUAAACACCUUGAAAUAUAUUGUAACAUAAAAGAGUGUCCGAUGCAUAUAGUAAUUAAGGUAAUUUAGAGUAAGAAGUACUAGGACAGAGUUGCGGUUCUGAAUUUAUGCAUGGUGAUAUGUACAUGUAUACUCAUUUUGCAAUGAUAGAUAUUUUAGAUUGUCAGUGACCAGCCAUUAAGAAAUUUUCUUAUGUCAUAUUCAAAUGUGUAAUUGUAUUAAAUUUAUUUAGAUUUGUACAUAGAAGAUAGAUUUAUACUGUAGUUCAGGAAAUAUGUCUCAGUUAUGUAGUGUUACCCCAUGUAACUUAUUGCUGAAACUAAUCUAGAUUUAUCAGUAGAUAUUUUAUUCCUUCAUUUAUUUUAUGUCAUAUGUAUAUGGAAUGCUGUUCUGGUGCAUUCAAUGCAUUUGCUGUUGUUUUAUAUGCAAGCGCAAUUAUUUUUUAAUCUGCUUUACUCUCUGCGAUACGCAUCAACUGGUAAUUUGUCUCAGUCAUCUGGAAUCCGAUCCUUGUGGAUAUUUAUAUGAAACAACACGUCAGUGUGCAUGUAGGAGGCUUCUGUAUAUUUCACUUGUCAAACACAUUUGUGUACAUGAAUUGAACAAUUUGAGACAUGGUAGCAUACUCUGUUAACCAAGUUUGUCUGACAAAGCAUAGAUGACAUCAUCAGAAUGUUGAUUUGUUAUAGAAGUGGCAUCUCCACCUGCCCAUCCAUCUGUUAGUAUGUAAAGUUUUUGUUUCCUGUUCAUAGCUUGUAUGCUGUAAGGCCUAGAAUCAUGUCACAUCUAGAGUGGAUAAAGUAGGUCGUAUGAUGACCUCUUUGAAAUUGUAUACGUGCUCCAAACAUUGUAAUGUUAUCUGCAUUGUAUGUCGAGGAUCUUGAUAAUGGUAGUAGAUGCAUCCUAGGGUAUUGGGAAGGGGGAGGAGUCUAAAAUAUUUUGUAAAUUCUUAAUCUAAAUUUUAUUCUUUUGGAUUUCUUAUGUGUAGUCAGAAUGGAAGCAUUAUACAAGAUAUUACAUAAGGUAAAAAUGAUACAAAAGAAAACAUAUUAAAAUUGAUAUUGUAAAAGAACCUGCCAAUCAGUCUCUGACAUUCUAAAAUUGAACGUACAUCUACGUAGAAACAGUGUUUCCUUAAAAUGAAUACAAGUCCAUGCAAUGCUGGAAUUUUCAUUAACUGAAGCAUUAUAUAAUUAACACUUGCCUGUUGUACCUAUCUAUUUUAUUCAGUAGUCUCAUGAUGAUCUAAAAAAAAAAAAAAAAAAGAUCUCAUUUUUAUGUUUGUCUUAUAUUUGAAGAAUAAUCGUAAUGAAAGAUGCACAUUACUCAACAUUAACAGUGGUAACUCUGGUAAUUUUAUUUAAUGUCAAAAAAAGAAUUGCACAAACAAGGGGGGACAAAGCAACUCUCUAGCAAUCUUAUGUAAUCUUAAUGGCUGAAGAAAAAUCCUCUUACAUUAAUGUCUGCAGUUUACUAUAGCAAGCCACUAUCUAACAAUUAUUUUCAAUAUGAUUUCUCAAGUUAAAGACUGACUUGUAUUGCAAGCAGUGGAUUAUUAGGGUUGACUUACUUAUAUUCUGGAUAAUCAUUUGGACAAAUUUAUUUUAUUACUCUAGUUAAAAGAUAUUUAUUGCACAGCUUCUAAUUAGUUUGACAUUUUCAAGAAUGAUGAUGGUUUAGACCACAUUGGUAGUUGCAUUUCUGGGUAUUGUACAGCAUGUAAUCAUUUUAGUAAGUACAAUUUAGUCGUAUAUUUGGAUUUCCUGAUGUGAUUUGCUGAGCUGUGGGUUUAAUAUUAGGGCCACAUUAAAAACUUGUAAAGAGGUUUUCAAUUGUAUUAAAAUAUCAUGUGUCUUGGAGAUGUACAUUAUUGGGAUGAAAGGGGGGGGGGGGGGGUAAUGUAGUAUGGACCUGUAUUUUGAAAAAACUAGACAUACAGUAGCAAAAUUCCUUUAUUUUAUAUUUUGCUUUUGUUAUUUGCAUAAUUAUUUGCAUAUUUCACCACAUUUGUAACUUGAUGUGCAAUUAUGUCUGCCUAUUUCACAUGAAUUGUACUGUGCAAUUGACAUUAUAUUAAAUGAUGUCAUAGGUCUUGUUCUAACACUGCCUUCGUGAGAGCAGGUACACAGUAACAGUGUUUUUAUUGGUGUAGUCUACGUGAAUAAAAGUACCUGAGUAAAAAUUUU